Molecule: messenger RNA, 681 nt
Organism: Capronia epimyces CBS 606.96
Lineage: Eukaryota; Fungi; Ascomycota; Eurotiomycetes; Chaetothyriales; Herpotrichiellaceae
Exons: 2
Coding region: 1-681 (226 amino acids)
Biological process (GO): endosome transport via multivesicular body sorting pathway; late endosome to vacuole transport; protein transport
Cellular component (GO): ESCRT III complex; multivesicular body
Source: RefSeq, a predicted model, not a curated record
AUGCAAUCAUUCAAGGCGGUGUUUUUCAAGCCGGAUCCCCAGGAGCAGAAGCGGAAGUGCAGCAACAUUAUCCGCAAAAAUGUUCGCGCCUUGGACCGUGACAUUAACAAUCUCAAAGUGACGGAGCAAAAGACGAAGACAUUGAUUCUAAAUGCGUCAAAAAGAGGACAAAAGAACCCGUCGCAGGCCAAACAGGGCGCAGCCGAAGCCCGAAUAUUUGCCCGCGAGUUGAUCAGGAUCCGGAAACAGGCGGCAAGAUUACACACAAGCAAAGCACAGCUGCAGAGUGUGGAGAUGCAGGUCAAUGAAGCUUUCUCUGUGCGCAAGAUCGAAGGCAGUCUUAAGGCUAGUACGGGCAUUAUGAAGGAUGUCAACACCCUGGUUCGGUUGCCCGAGUUGACGGGCACGAUGCAAGAACUUAGCCAAGAAUUGAUGAAGGCGGGGAUCAUCGAAGAGAUGGUCGACGAUGUUCUGCCCAAUGACGAGUUGUUGGAGGCAGAAGACGAGGAGGCAGAGACAGAAGUUGAUAAAGUGCUGGGAGAGGUUCUCAAGGGGAAACUGGCUACUCCUACACAGCAGGUACCACAACUCCCUGUGGAGGAAGAGGAGGAAGAAAACAACGAGGACAGAGAGGCAGAGCUGGAGCAGAUGCGAGGGAGGUUAGAAGCACUGAAGAGUUAG